AGAGGAAGUCUCCCUUCUUCAUUGUGUCUUGAGACCUUGAGAAGAAGAGAGAUGAAGCUCAGUUCUCUGCUGCUGUCGAUCGCCCUCAGCUGCUGCUCUGCCAAAGGUGAUCACCAUGACAACCCGCCCGCUGCUAUGAUGAUGGGCGCCGCCCAGUCUACCGACCAAGCUAAUGUCAGCCCCGCCCCCCGGCUGUCGGAGCUGGUUCAGGAUCAACAGUUGGACACGCUGUGGAGGAAGGAGGUCCUGGACCUGCUCACACAACUGGUCCUGGUCCAAAAGGAGAUGGCCCAGCAGCAGGUCCAAGUGGUGCAGCUGCUCAACGUGCUGGGAACUCAGGGCUCUCAGCAGAUCCUGGACCUGCAGAAAAUGGCUCGUCUUCAGAGUCUGCUGGUUGAGAACCAUCAAGCUUUACUUCUGCAAACGUCUCGCAUCUCUACUCAACUGCAGGAGAUCAACAGGAGACCUGCCUCCUGCCAAUGAAAUGCGCUGGUUCUUGACUUGCAGGCAAUGGGAUCCUCAGGUUCUCCACUAGCAGCCAAUGGGAUUCUCUAGUUCUUUACAGCUCCUCUGCUUAUGCACUCUAAUCAUUACUAAUGAUUUACAGUAUGAUGAUAGAUACGAACUUUAACGAAACAUUUAAUCAAAACUAAUUACAACAUCUAAGAAUAAAAUAAUUGAUUUCAAUGUUUCAUUAAAUAAAAGUGAACAUGUGUAUUCUCUUUGUCUUUUCACCUGUUAGGGACAUCAGAGGACCCUGACAGACAGGCUGGCAAUCAGCUUCUUUUUUUAUGAUGUGUUAGUUAUGUUCUGUUGGUUCCAUUAAUAAAUUAAAUCUGGUUUGAUUAUAUUUAUGGUGGUUAUUUGUCUGUCUACUGGAGUACAUCAAGUUCUGUGAUGGAUCUCUGAGACCCACGGGCCUAUUCUGGUUCUGUACAGCCUCCUGUGGUACUGUUUGGUGUUAGUCGCUGUGAGUGUGCUAAGAGGCUAAAGAAGACAUGAUGCUAGGCAGGUGAUACAAGGUUGUUUGAUCAUAUAUUAUUAUGAAAGCUCAAAAAAAAAAGACUAACUCUCAAUCGGGUAUGAAGGUAAACACCCUCCCGUCUGUUUUUAGGUGGUGCUCAGGUGUGCAGCUAGUAAUUGUAACCACACCCACCAUCACAGGUUUUGUAAUCAGUGCUGCAGAGAUAGACUGAUUUACCAUUUGUUUGUUUCAGACGAUCCAGAUCCUCCGUCCAUCCGCCUAAACUCCGCCUUCCUGGCAAACCAAACGGAGGUGCGUCUGACAGCCGGCUCUGCCUUCAAUCUCAGCUGUCAUGGCAAGCGUUCGAUGCGUUUGACCAGCACUUCGUUCCGUUUGUCCUACCGGGACAGACCACAGGACCCAGUGGUGGUCAGCAGGUCGGACCCCAGACACACCGGGACCUACUACUGUAGAUACAUCAACCAGAACCUGGAACACCUAGACACUUGGAUACACCUCUAUGUCACAAACUCAGCCGACCCUUCCAGCGUGUUUGUCACACCUUUCAUCCUUAGUCCCUCUGUUGAGGAGGGCAAGGACUUCCUCUUCAGGUGUCUGCUCACCGACCCGUCCGUCACGAACCUGACACUGCAAUCAGCAGGCAGUGAAGGGAAAAACGGCUGGGGCCUGCCUCGGGGAAUGAAUGUGACCUUUGACCUUAGGAGAGGAGCUCUGAUUCGAGACCUCCACAGGUCGUUCAGUGGACGCUACGUUUGUUUGGGCUGGAGGGACCAAAAGCAGUUCAGGUCCAAACCUGUCGAUCUGUUUGUGAUCCCAAAGCUCCGUCACCCUCCCACACUGUCUGUCAGUCAGCAUCAAACGGUCCGCCUGGAAGGAGAGAGAUUUGAGGUCACCUGUGUGACCAGCAACCCCUCCCACUUCUACAACCUCACUUGGACAGACCCAAACACAAAGAUUCUGAACGUAAGCCUCAGCCGUUGCUAUGGCAACGGCCGCCUCCACAUCAAUAGCACGGUGACAGUGUCUGCUGUCAGCCAGACGCACAGCGGGACCUACACCUGCACUGCUGUCAACGAGGCCGGGCUCGCCAUGGCCACCGCUCAGCUUAAAGUUCUGGACGGUCCCUACCUGAGGAUCUACCUGCAGCUAAGUGAAUCUGACACUCACACCAGAGGGCUUACCAAGGCCCUAGCUGCUAAUGUUAGCAGCAUGCUACAAGCAGAGCUAAAAGCUAACAUUAGCAUCCAUCAGCUGGGUGUGAAGGGGGAUAGCAGUAGCAACGUUAGCGGCACCAGCAAGCUGGAGGUGCAUGAAGGUCGAGAUGUGACAUUGACAUUCGUGAUCGAAGCGUAUCCUCCAAUCAGGAGCAAGCACUGGACAACAACAACAGGCGUCAAUAAGGACAACAACAACAUGAUGUACCGGGAGAGCUACACCGCCAACGGCUACAGGUCGGAGGCAAGCUUGUUGCUGAGGAGAGUUCGUCAGGAGGAUCGAGGUCAAUACUCGUUCCACUUUGACAACUCCUUCUUUGAUGGAUCGCAGAACAUCGAUCUCCGUAUCUACAAUUCUCCAGAAGCAGUUGUCAGUCUGGAGAACGACACGCUGACCUGCAGCAGUUCGGGAUACCCAUUACCCACAAUCCUCUGGUUCACCUGCCCCGGUUUGAAGGAUACGUGUGGAGUCAUCACCAACUAUCAGAUUACUCCUGCUAAUGUGACCUCACAGGAAGAGGAAGUGAGGUCACACCUGACCCUCCCUCUGUCCCAUGGGGAUUUCACCGUGGAGUGUGUAGCCUUCAACCACGUGGGAGAGUCUCGAGAGCGCUUUCACCAUCGCUCGGCAGGAGAAGAUCAACGGUUCUUCUCUCCAGCUCUGAUUGGGGCUCUGAGUGCCACUUUGCUCCUCCUCCUCCUCCUAUUGGUCGUGUUCUACAAGUGGAGACAGAAACCCAAAUAUGAAAUUCGCUGGAAGAUUAUUGAGUGCACGGACGGGAACAGCUACACCUUUAUCGACCCCAGCCAGCUGCCCUACGAACAGAAGUGGGAGUUUCCCCGAGACAAACUCCGCCUCGGUGCUGUCGUGGGUUCGGGGGCGUUUGGAAAGGUCGUUGAGGCGACCGCCUACGGUCUUGGAACCGGCGAUGCCACACGUGUCGCAGUGAAGAUGCUCAAACCGAGCGCUCACUCAGAGGAACGAGAAGCUCUGAUGUCAGAGCUGAAGAUCCUCGGCCACCUUGGUUACCACGACAACAUUGUCAACCUGCUGGGAGCCUGCACUCAAGGAGGUCCCAUGUUGAUGAUCACAGAGUACUGCAGCCAUGGGGACCUGCUCAACUUUCUGCGAGCUCAUGCUCAGGACUUCAUGGCGUCUGUUUUGAGUGUGGAUAAAGUGGAGGAGGAGGUCCUCUAUAAAAACAUGGCCACCCAAAACCCUCGACUGAGGAGUGACAGCGGGAUAUCAUGCUGUUCAGAUUAUCAGGAGAUGCAGCAGGGUAAGAGCCCAGGUUUGUCUGUUGAAGACCUCAUGAGGUUUUCCCACCAAGUGGCUCAGGGCCUGGACUUCUUGUCCACCAGGAAUUGUAUCCACAGAGACGUAGCAGCUAGAAACGUCUUGCUGACAGACCGUCGGGUGGCAAAGAUCUGUGACUUCGGUUUGGCGAGAGAUAUCCGCAAUGACGACAGUUACAUUGUACAGGGAAACGCCCGUCUCCCGGUGAAGUGGAUGGCUCCUGAAAGCAUCUUUCAGUGCGUCUACACCGUCCAGAGUGACGUCUGGUCUUACGGAGUCUUACUGUGGGAGACCUUCUCCCUAGGUAAGAGUCCGUAUCCAAACAUCGCCGUGGAUACCAACUUCUACAAGAUGAUCCAAGAUGGCCGCCACAUGGAUAAGCCAGACUUUGCUCCAGCAGAGAUGUAUCAGCUGAUGACGCUCUGCUGGAGCUUGGAGCCCACAGACAGACCGACCUUUAAGACGAUUGGUCAGCUCAUUAACAGGCUCCUCCCCUGCACCAUUGCCUCAUCGCUGCAUCACGGGGAGCAGUUAACCUACAGAAACAUAAAGGAGUGCAGAGAAGAAGAAGAGGAGGAGGAGGAGGAGGAGGAGAAGGAGGUCAGAGGAGGAAACACACUGAAGAGAGGAGAAGAGUGCGGCCAGAGAAAUUACCAUGACGGAAACGAAGCUGAUAAUGACAAGAAGGAGUCGAUGAUGAUGAACAUCUACCAGCUGUCAUGAUAAUCUCGUCCAAUAAAAACUCAGUGUCUUUGAAGAUGUUCAAAAGGAAACUUUAUUAACAAAUGUCCUGACUAUAAAUGUUUGUUCUAUAUCAGUAAAGCAACCAAAUCUAUUAAGGUGAAAAAAGAGAUUCAACCAUUUAUCACUAUAUUCUUUGUCUACGUUUCUGUUUUUUUGUUCAAUCUUUGCCUUAAAAAACUUGUGAUUAAACCAAUCUAUAAUUA
This is a messenger RNA of Pungitius pungitius (ninespine stickleback), 4443 nucleotides long. It is a transcript of the gene csf1rb, whose product is annotated as colony stimulating factor 1 receptor, b. Gene Ontology annotation, cellular component: plasma membrane; CSF1-CSF1R complex; signaling receptor complex. The record is from RefSeq and is a predicted model, not a curated record. Gene Ontology annotation, molecular function: macrophage colony-stimulating factor receptor activity; growth factor binding; cytokine binding. NCBI's taxonomy places the organism in Eukaryota, Metazoa, Chordata, Actinopteri, Perciformes, Gasterosteidae. The transcript is spliced from 23 exons. Bases 1331 to 4219 code for a protein of 962 amino acids. Gene Ontology annotation, biological process: osteoclast differentiation; cytokine-mediated signaling pathway; positive regulation of cell migration.